ACAAAAACGAUGGCGGGCCUUUCAGUUUGGUGGUGCUACACAGCUGUAUUUCUCUUUUCAAUUAUGGGAUUGAUGAUGAGUUUUUACAUAGUUGAAAAGACUUACAUACCGCUGUAUAAUCGACCAUAUUCCAAGACUCCGGGUAAAUUGGCCAAUACUCGGACAAGACAGAGUGCAUCGACGGCCAGGUCUACGGUCACGUCGACGAUAUCGCCGGUAGUCCAAACCGAGCAAAUGCGAGAGGUGACUUUGCACUGCAAGAUGGUGUGCAGCAAAUCUGCAGGUGAUAUCUGCGUCCCCCUAGAGUUGGCCGUCUUCGUCUACAAGAACGAUACACCAACUGAAAACAUGACCUUCAACUUGCAAUAUCACUAUCCAGUUGUCCGUGUAGCAAGUGCAAGCAACGCCUCUAAUGAAUCCUCAGUGCUUGAGGUGGAGCGAUGUAACUUGGAGGAACAUUUCCCUGGAGUGGAGCUCAUCCCACGGCAGACAAGCUGCGCUGUGGUCGGUAACAGCGGUAUCUUAAACAACAGCAGUUGUGGGGAUUUCAUCGACUCACAUGACUUUGUUAUCCGCGCCAAUGGGGCGCAGAUAAAAGGCUACGAAGUUGACGUCGGCAAAGCGUCCAGUUUAAGUGUUAUUAACCGAUCUCUGAUGUUUUCAUACGCUCGUGCCAUGGGGGACACAAACACUACUAAAAUCCUUAAGAUACGGGCUCAAUUUCUCGACCGUAUUCGAACUUCGAAUAUUCGAAUUUUGUGGUACCCGAAACAUUUGUAUCAACCUGGUACAAGAUUUGAUUAUAGUAGGAAGUAUCGAUCUAUAAUCAGUGGAAUCAGAAAGAACGGAUUCACGGGUAUUCGGUUUGCUUUCAGCUGGAAAAGUAUCCAUGUCGAAAAGGCAUGGGGUCUACGACGAGUAGCCACACUUGGAUUAGACAUGUACGCAGUCGCUCGGACGUUCUGCUCGAACAUCACUCUCUUCGGAUUCUACCCGUUUUACAAAGACCUGGAGGGUCGAGCAGUCAAGUAUCAUUAUUUCGACGAUGUCAAAUUCAACUUUUCCCGCAACAGGGCGCACAGUUUUACUGGGGAACACACCAAACUGAAAGAGCUGGAAAAACAAGGGAAACUGACUUUAGUCAUCAGAGACUGCAAGCCGAGAGAGGGCAGCAGACGUACAUGAGAACACCGUGGGUGAACCAACUUGACAGGACGUUAGUUCGAGAGCUGGUUACCCAUUGACAAGGGACUUCAGACAUAUGGUUUAUGUUAUGCUUACUGAGUAAAAUCAUAAUGUCAUUAAUAAGGCUUUUUAUAGUGUUCCUCCCUCUGUGCAUUGGCAGAUCGUGAGUGGGGCCUUUUAGGGCCAUCCCCCACCUCAACAAGUAGCAAUGUUAUGCACAUUUCUUCACUUUGCCUUGGCAACACCAAGCAGCAUGGCUUCACUGCACAGCGAUCCUGUGUCACUCAACUUACCAAUGCAAUUCAUGACUGGGCGACCAUACUCGAUAGACCACGACCUCC
This is a messenger RNA of Patiria miniata (bat star), 1526 nucleotides long. Its product is annotated as CMP-N-acetylneuraminate-poly-alpha-2,8-sialyltransferase-like. Gene Ontology annotation, molecular function: alpha-N-acetylneuraminate alpha-2,8-sialyltransferase activity. NCBI's taxonomy places the organism in Eukaryota, Metazoa, Echinodermata, Asteroidea, Valvatida, Asterinidae. The transcript is spliced from 3 exons. Gene Ontology annotation, biological process: oligosaccharide metabolic process; N-glycan processing. The record is from RefSeq and is a predicted model, not a curated record. Bases 10 to 1185 code for a protein of 391 amino acids.